UGGGCACUUCAACAACGCACUUCUUGGACGCGGUGAGUUUUUUUUGUUUUGGUGAAACGUCUCCGGUGAGCCUGGUUAACUGUUAGCUUGUGUAAAGAUUUAUGAUAGGGAGCUCCAUCAGCUCACCUCUAUCGCUCUUUUCUCUCACUUGCAUCCGUGCUAGAUCUGCAUUUUGGCAUUCACUAGAAUAUGAAGGUGCAGAAUUCUUGUUGGUGCUCGCUUUGGUGGUCAUUUGCCAUAGCAGCCUGCGUAAAGCUACUUCUUAUCCCAUCGUACCACAGUACAGAUUUUGAGGUCCAUCGUCACUGGCUCGCUCUUACCCACUCUCUCCCUCUUUCUCAAUGGUACUUCGAUGAGACUAGCCCUUGGACCCUUGAUUAUCCACCCUUCUUUGCUCACUUUGAACACUUCCUUUCUGUUUUCGCGAACCUUAUCGACCCUCAAAUUGUUCACCUUCAGAAGGGCCUAAAUUACAGCCCAAAUACAGUAGUUUAUUUCCAAAGAAUCACAGUGAUCUUAUCUGAUUUAUCUCUUUUAUAUGGGACUUAUAGAUUGACACGAAAUUUGGACUCAGGAAGGCGAAAUCUGAUUCAGGUUUUGGUUAUUUGGUCUCCAAUGCUUGUGAUUGUGGACCAUCUGCAUUUUCAGUACAAUGGAUUUCUCCUUGGUAUUCUAUUGAUUUCUCUUUCAUUUCUGGGGGAAGGAAGGGAUUUGAUAGGUGGGUUUGCUUUUGCGGUUCUAUUGUGCUUUAAACAUUUGUUUGCUGUGGCUGCACCUGUUUACUUUGUGUACUUGUUGAGGCAUUAUUGUUGGCGGGGAUUGGUCAGGGGUUUUGGGCGGCUUUUGAUUAUGGGAGCGGUCGUUGCAGCAGUUUUUGCAGCAGCAUAUGGGCCAUUUGUAUAUCAGGGGCAGAUACAUCAAGUCCUCAGUCGCAUGUUUCCAUUUGGCAGGGGACUAUGUCAUGCAUAUUGGGCACCAAAUUUUUGGGUGUUUUAUAUUUUAUUAGACAAAGGGCUUGCUUUCUUGCUUAGAAACCUUGGGUUUAACAUUCGCGCACCGGCAGCUUCAUUCACUGGUGGACUGGUUGGGGAUUCCUCACCUUUCUCCGUUCUACCUCAGAUCACUCCCAUUACAACCUUUAUUAUGGUUUUGCUUGCCUUAUCUCCUUGUCUUAUUAAGGCUUGCAAGGAUCCACGUCCAGGGAUGAUUACUAGAUGGGUAGCUUAUGCCUACAUGUGUGGAUUCUUAUUUGGAUGGCAUGUACAUGAGAAGGCAUCACUGCAUUUUGUGAUUCCCCUUGCCAUUGUUGCAGUGCAGAGUCUGGAAGAUGCUAGGCACUACUUCAUUCUAUCAAUAGUAUCCUGCUAUUCGUUGUUCCCGCUUCUAUUUGAAGCCCAAGAAUACCCACUUAAAAUGCUAUUGCUGCUACUGCACUCCAUUCUAAUGUGGUUAGGUUUCUCUGCACAAUUCAAUGAUAUUGGUGUAGCAGUUAAAGCCACUUCAUACAGAAAGAAAAGCGACAGUUUCAGUGAAGAUGGCCAGAAAGCAGGGUUCGACAUUGGUUGGGUUGGCAAGAGUUAUCUGGUUGGUCUUGUUAUUGUGGAGAUAUGGGGUCAGUUUUUGCACCCUCUCAUUCUUGGUGAUAAGCUUCCUUUUCUACCUCUUAUAUUGAUCUCAGUAUAUUGUGCGAUAGGGGUCUUGUACUCUUGGAUUUGGCAGUUAAGAUGUAUAAUUAGAUCAGAACCAUUUAUCCAUAAUUUCUGAGCGGAUUUUUGACAAACAAAAUCAAUUUGCUGCUUUUUUAUUAUUAUUAUUUUUACGAAAAUUAUAAACAAGUACUAUUGACCAAAAUAAAAAAUUACAAAAGAAAAAAGGCUGUAGUACAACAUGGAUAUUAAUAUAAGAGGAAAUUUAAUAAAACCGUUAUUAUUAUUAUUA
Messenger RNA from Ziziphus jujuba (common jujube), 1938 nucleotides. RefSeq names its product probable dolichyl pyrophosphate Glc1Man9GlcNAc2 alpha-1,3-glucosyltransferase. NCBI's taxonomy places the organism in Eukaryota, Viridiplantae, Streptophyta, Magnoliopsida, Rosales, Rhamnaceae. The record is from RefSeq and is a predicted model, not a curated record. The transcript is spliced from 5 exons. The coding region runs from base 190 to 1764 and encodes 524 amino acids. Gene Ontology annotation, biological process: protein N-linked glycosylation. Gene Ontology annotation, cellular component: endoplasmic reticulum membrane. Gene Ontology annotation, molecular function: dolichyl pyrophosphate Glc1Man9GlcNAc2 alpha-1,3-glucosyltransferase activity.